UUCUUCUAUUUUGCUUUUGAAGCAAAAACAGGGCGAAACCAAUACUGCAUUGGGAAAUUUGCAGGGAAAGUUCUUGCGACGAACCGGAAGAAAAGGGGCUCAGAAUCGAAUGAAUGGAAAAGGGUCUGUGGGAAUGGAGGGAGAACCAAAAGGGUUAGAAGCUUCACUGCACCAUUUGCUCGAACUCCACCAUCACAAAUCUCUCGUCCUUACCCAACGCACAGAGAAAGCCAAAAAGGACGCCAUCAGGAAAACCGCGCGCGUUUCUGAUCUGUUGGUGGAAGCAGUCAAUGGCGGGGUGCAUGAGUCCUUCAUCAACCAGAAGCGAAUUGAGCUCGAAAUUCGAGCCCUUGCUGUCACCAUCACAAGGUUCAUGAAGCAAACUGAUCAGUGGCUCGCUACCACUCAUGCCCUCAACACUGCUCUCAAGGAAAUUGGAGACUUCGAGAACUGGAUGAAGAUCAUGGAAUAUGAUUGUAAAAAUAUCACCACAGCUAUACAGAAUAUUCACCAAGAGUGAUACUACUGCAAUUGUUCGUGCAUGUCACCAUUUUGCAAUGAAAUGCUGGUUUUGCAGAAUAACGUUUGUGUGUUGAAUGCUGGAUCACAAGCGUGCUGCUUUGUUGGGUCAGAGCUUACUGAGCCAUGAGUUGGCUGUUAUAAUUGUGCAACAAGCUUGCUGUGUUACUAUGAGCAGAAACAGUGUAUGUGUUAGGUUCUUUUGUUCAGGAAACCAAACAGAACACUCUUCUCACAAUAACGCUCAAAACAGCAAGAGAUGAAAGUAUGUGUAUGUAUAUUAUUAAAUCUGUAAUGUAUAUAAAGAGAAAUACAAUUAUACGUCCAAAGGAAGCCUCCCUUCCUCCACCA
This is a messenger RNA of Vigna angularis (adzuki bean), 870 nucleotides long. RefSeq names its product biogenesis of lysosome-related organelles complex 1 subunit 1. The transcript is spliced from 4 exons. The record is from RefSeq and is a predicted model, not a curated record. Gene Ontology annotation, cellular component: BLOC-1 complex. NCBI's taxonomy places the organism in Eukaryota, Viridiplantae, Streptophyta, Magnoliopsida, Fabales, Fabaceae. Gene Ontology annotation, biological process: endosomal transport. Bases 110 to 520 code for a protein of 136 amino acids.